CGCUUAUCGGUAUGCAGCUGCAGUGUUUGAUUCUGAACUGAAGAGUUUACAAUGGGGACGCGCGGUGUUCAGACAGCGCUUUCGCUCGCUUUGAUUUUACUUGUGCAGCUCCACGGCGCUUUUGGAUGGACCUGGCCGGAUCAGCCGGUUUAUAACCCAGUGCUAUUUACCGCGCCGAGAGCGGUGUUUCAGCCGAUUCCCACCCCUCUCUCCGUGCAGAGAGCUGACCUGUCGCUGUUGAAUUCGGUCACCCUGGACUGCAGGAAAGACGCCAUGGUCGUGACGGUGAACCGGGACUUGUUUGGGAUCGGCUACCUGGUGAACAGCGCCGACUUGAGCGUGGGGUCCGCGGGCUGCUCGGCCACCUCCUCCGACAGCGUCGCCAACACGGUUUUGUUCAGCAUUCAGCUCCAGGACUGCGGCAGCACUUUCCAAGUAACCCUGCGUGUCGAUCGCAUUUGUUACUGCGGUAGUUAAUAAAGUGAACUGAUA
Acipenser ruthenus (sterlet) is the source of this 492-nucleotide messenger RNA. RefSeq names its product zona pellucida sperm-binding protein 3-like. The transcript has a single exon. Lineage: Eukaryota; Metazoa; Chordata; Actinopteri; Acipenseriformes; Acipenseridae. The record is from RefSeq and is a predicted model, not a curated record. The coding region runs from base 52 to 477 and encodes 141 amino acids.